Molecule: messenger RNA, 2676 nt
Organism: Plectropomus leopardus (leopard coralgrouper)
Lineage: Eukaryota; Metazoa; Chordata; Actinopteri; Perciformes; Serranidae
Gene: rnf152
Product: ring finger protein 152
Biological process (GO): positive regulation of autophagy; apoptotic process; negative regulation of TORC1 signaling
Cellular component (GO): lysosome
Molecular function (GO): ubiquitin protein ligase activity
Source: RefSeq, a predicted model, not a curated record
UGCUGCUUCAGUGAGAGGGCGGAUCCGCUCUCACAGAGAGGCAGUACAGCGGGAGUGGGAGGGCUCUUCAGUGUUUUCGCUGGUUUGAAACAGAGGAAGAAAACAGCGAGCAGCCACGCCGCCCACCAAACAAGGCGAAGCGCGCAACAACAAUUUCGCAACCGCCGCCGCCGCUGCUGCCCCGAUUAAACCCACAGAGGAGCGGAGGAGAGCAGACACACGCACAGGGGAGCUCUGCUGCAGCUGCUGUCCUGCACAGGAACUAACAAAAAGUUCCUGGGCCUUCAGAAAGUACUGCAUCAAGACCAAGUACCUGUUUGACACCUGGAGUUAUGGCAUAGGAACUGAAUUAUGUCUCUGCAUCUAUCGUUCAAGACUCAGACGGAUGACCAUGUUGCCACCAAACAGCUGUGACGUCACCGUGAAGUCGUGGACCGAGGUGGACGUUGUGCUUUCUUAACUUGGAUUUGUGCAACUUUUCCACAAGACCUGUUUGGCUCACCUUCUUCAAAAUAAAUCGCUGUUUUCUGCCAAUAAAUAUUACAAAGGACUACUCAUCCAUCUUUAAAAUAUGGAGACUCUUUCCCAAGAUUCAAUUCUGGAGUGCCAGAUCUGCUUUAACUACUACAGCCCUCGCCGGCGGCCCAAACUCCUGGACUGCCGACACACGUGCUGCUCGGUGUGUUUGACCCAGAUGCGCAGUAGCCAGAAGGAGAUCCGUUGUCCCUGGUGCCGUGGCGUCACUAAGCUCCCGCCUGGGCUGUCCGUGUCCCAGCUCCCGGACGACCCGGACAUCAUCACCGUCAUCGCCAUUCCUCACGCCUCGGAGCACACGCCCGUCUUCAUCCGCCUCCCCAGCAACGGCUGCUACAUGCUGCCGCUGCCUGUCGCCAAGGAGCGGGCGCUGGGCCUGCCGGGGGAGCUGGGGUGUCGUUUCCUGCCGGGCAGCCAGCAGAAGGGGGUGACGGUGGUGACGGUGCCCGAGCAGCAGCCUCUGGGCCUUGCUAUGGGGCUGGAGGGGGUGGGGAUGGAGGGAGGCGAGGGCGAGAGGAGAGUUACCGGCCCAGUUGGAGGAGGAGGUAAGGGGUCCACGUGGUCUGGAGUGUGCACGGUGAUCCUGGUGGCGUGCGUGCUGCUCUUCCUCCUGGGCAUCGUGCUGCACAACAUGUCCUGCAUCUCCAAACGCUUCACCGUCAUCUCCUGCGGCUGAGGGCGGGGGGAGGCUGCUCGGACUGCCGCGGACCCCCCCUGGAUUAGCCCUGCCUCUCCUCGGGGCGGGACUCUGCUGAGGAGAGGGGACUAAACUCACAUCAUGGGCAUCCAAGGAAACUUCAGAGCAAAGUUUGGAGAAACGGGUGAAGAUGAGGAGGAUCCACGAACCGUCUGCCAUUGUGUCCCCAUUUGUUUUUGUUUUUUUGGGAGACUGAAAUUAAAAUGGAAAUACAGAAACAAACCCUCACUUUUCUUUCUGGCCCGUCCUUUUCCGGUCCUAUUUUCUCUGAAAGAACACUUUGGGAAUUACUCCAGAAAUGUUUUGGGCCAGCUGAUUUGUUUUUUGGCCAGCUGAUAUGUUUUCUGGCGAGGGGCCGAUCUGACACUCACUCGCACUCACAGCCGUCGGAUUGCCCGUUUAGUCUGUGGUUUGUAGAAGUACAUCAGUUAUCAUAGUGUUGUUUAGCUGAGUGUAGGCUCCAACUGCGGCGUCUCCAGCUGGUGCCGCAGUACAAAGAGUUCGGACUUGGCUGCUCUCUGUCCUCUGAUGCUGCAGGAAUUAAUUGUGCAGGAUCCACGCCUGGCCCCGCCUGGUUCAUCUGGGAAACUCAAAAUCAACAGUUUUCUUUUUUUUUUUUUGCAUCCCUUCUCCUACAACCUGUUCCUGUUCAGAACGAACUGUUGCUAUGGUGGCUCCAUGUAGUUAGUUAAAGGGAUUGUUGUCAAAGAAAAAGGACAGAAUUUGGAUUGUGGUUUAAUUCAUCUUGUUACAGGGGAGUAGGGAGUGGUGCAAUUAAGUCUUAAAAUUUGCAAUCAGUGCUGAAACGAUUCGGCAUGGAGAGAUUUCUCAGUAAAUAUAUUACUGUUUGACAUGUUUCAAGCAAAAAAUAACAAACAUUUAUUGUUUUUAGUUCAUUUUACAGUUUUGUUUUUCUAUUUGCAUCAUUGUAAAUUCUGUAUCAUUUGGUUAACAUAUUUGAAGACAUCAUUUGUGCACUCAGAAGUUGUGACGGUCACUUUUUUCCUAAGAAUUUCACAUCAAAAUGUUUUUGAAGUUGUAAUGUUUUGAAAUGUUUCUGCAAUUGAAGAAAAUACUUGGUUCUGAAAAUGACCGCUAGUUUCUAUCAUGUUUGAAAUAUGGUGGAAAAAUGUCGUGGAGCCCUCUUCCAGGAUGCUAGCUACCAAAAAAAAAAAAAAGCUCAAAAUACUCUACUAAAAACAGAAAAAUCUUAAAAGGAAUAGUUUGAUCAUUUGGGAAAUACUUUCAUUUGCAUUCUGUCUGAGAGUUAGAUUAAAAAAAAAAGAUCGAUACCACUGACCAUGUGUUACAUACAGCUCCAGAGCCAGGAGGUAAUUAGCUUAUCCUAGCAUCAGAUUAAACAAACACGAUGAAACAUAUUUCAGUAAUUUGUGAGUUUUAGCAGUAUUUCUAAAAGUUUUUGAACUUUUCAAACAGCUAGGCUA